AUGUUUUAUAUUGUUCAUAUUAUUGAUAAUUGUCGAUCCGAGUUUCUUGCUGCACAUCAUGAUUAUAUAGAAAAAUUUAAAGUUAUUGAACUUCAACAAGAAUUAACAACAAUACAACUACAUUUAACUCGUUUUCUUUUCUCCGAUUGUCUUGAAUAUAUGCGAAAAGCAUUCGGUAUGAAACUAUAUUCCACUUAUUUAAUUGGGGAAUAUUCAAAGUUUAUUUGA
This is a messenger RNA of Rotaria sordida, 228 nucleotides long. NCBI's taxonomy places the organism in Eukaryota, Metazoa, Rotifera, Eurotatoria, Philodinida, Philodinidae. The record is from the annotation of a GenBank genome assembly.